UUUGGAAGAAACCGUCCCUUAUAAACACAGAAGCAGACCAAGAGGCUCCUCUACCCCCUUUGUGUGUUGCCAGCUACACACAAACUCAACUCAACCAAGCAAGUAAUCUCAACACAAACCAUGACAGCAAGAAGCAGCAUCUGUGUCCUCUUCCUCGUGUGCGCGAUCUUAGCCGUCCACGUGUCACUAUCCACCUCCCUCGAUUUCACCGGCGACCACGACAACCACCUCAGCUCCUUCUUCCACCCGACAACAAACUCCGGCUGCCGCGGAUCCAUCGCCGAGUGCAGCCUCCUCACCGGAAACGAUGACGACACCGAGUUUCUCAUGGACUCUGAGAGCAACCGGCGCAUAUUAGCUGCGAGGAGGUACAUCAGCUACGGUGCGCUGAGGAAGAACACUGUCCCUUGCUCCCGACGCGGUGCUUCGUAUUACAAUUGCCGAACUGGCGCUCAGGCCAACCCCUACCGCCGUGGAUGCAGUGCUAUCACCCGAUGCAGGCGUUAAAUUUCUUAUUCUAUUUUUUUUAUUUUCAUUUUGUUUUUAAUAUAGCUUUGUGAUUUAUGAGAAUUCUUGCUGUUAUAUAUGCUACUACAUAUAUAUACAAGUAGAGGAAGAGAAUUAGAGUUGAAUAAAACCUAGUUGUGCUUGUAUUUGUAUUGUAAUUUUUAGGCACACAUUAUUAUUGAUUAUUAUUUGGUUAAGUCA
Messenger RNA from Lotus japonicus, 708 nucleotides. RefSeq names its product protein RALF-like 33. NCBI's taxonomy places the organism in Eukaryota, Viridiplantae, Streptophyta, Magnoliopsida, Fabales, Fabaceae. Bases 121 to 507 code for a protein of 128 amino acids. The record is from RefSeq and is a predicted model, not a curated record. The transcript has a single exon.